UUAUAAAUGAUAAGAGAUGUAUACAAGUUUUUAGAGAGAGAAAGUAAUACCCACAAGGAGAGAAGAGAGAGAGAGAGAGGGGGGAGGAAGAAGAAGAAGAAGGGCUUCUGGGGUUCUUUUCAGACACAGAAGUUACGGUCAUGGCGGAUUCAAGUGAUUCCGUCUCUGUUGAUAUGGAAACCAUCUAUCUUGGUGGAAAGGAACAUAUCAUUAGGACUGGCCGUGGUUCCGUGUCUGUAAUUGUGUAUGGAGACCAAGAAAAGCCGCCGUUGAUUACGUAUCCUGAUUUAGCUCUAAAUCAUAUGUUGUGUUUCCAAGGACUAUUCUUCUGUCCCGAAGCAGCUUCUUUGCUCCUCCAUAAUUUCUGCGUUUAUCACAUCAGUCCACCUGGGCACGAGUUAGGAGCAGCAGCGAUCUGUUCCGAUGAUCCCAUACCGUCUGUUGAUGAUCUUUGUGAUCAGAUUCUGGAAGUCCUCAACUAUUUUAGGCUUGGUGCAGUGAUGUGUAUGGGGGCAACGGCAGGGGCGUAUAUUCUUACGCUAUUUGCGAUAAAGUAUAGAGACAGAGUUACUGGUCUUAUACUUGUUUCUCCUCUUUGCAAAGCACCUUCUUGGACCGAAUGGUUUUACAAUAAGCUGAUGUCGAAUUUGCUGUAUUACUACGGUAUGUGUGGAUUGCUAAAAGAGUGUUUACUUCAAAGAUACUUCAGUAAGGAUGUUCGUGGUAAUCCAGAAAUCCCGGAGUCUGAUAUAGUUCAAGCGUGCAGAAAGUUAUUGGAUGAAAGACAGAGCAUUAACGUAUGGCGGUAUCUUCAAGCAAUCGAUAGGAGACCCGACAUUACUGAAGGGUUGAAGAAGCUAAAAUGCAGAACACUUAUCUUUGUCGGUGAUAGCUCCCCGUUCCAUUCGGAAGCCCUCAACAUGACUGGAAAGUUGGACCGAAGAUAUAGUGCUUUAGUUGAGGUACAGGUUUGUGGAUCAAUGGUGACAGAAGAGCAGCCACAUGCAAUGCUGAUACCCAUGGAGUAUUUUCUAAUGGGGUAUGGACUGUACAGGCCGAGCCAAUUCACGGGCAGCCCGAGGAGCCCUCUGAGUCCGUCUUGCAUAGCCCCGGAACUUCUCUCUCCCGAAAGCAUGGGGUUGAAGCUAAAACCGAUAAAAACACGAGUAUCUUGUCAUGGGGAGUGAAAGAACGAUGACGAUGGAUGGAUGGAUCGAUCCCGGAGUGAGUUCAAGUACAGUUUGUUGGUUGGUAAUUUUUUUUGGAUUUUGGAUUCAAGGGUAGAUAUAUAUAAUAUAUAUAUAUAUAUAUAUAUGUAUACAUACAUAUGGUAUAUGUAGAUAGAGGAAAAAGGGUAUUCUUUAAAUGGUGGACAUAUAAUUGAUUUGUUGUAGGGUUGGUGGUCAUAAAAACAGAAACAUUGUAUUUGUAAAGGAGAAUAUGAUUUAUGAUGAAAAAAGUAAUAAUACCUUCUCUUUUUGUAGCUGCA
Cynara cardunculus var. scolymus (artichoke) is the source of this 1489-nucleotide messenger RNA. RefSeq names its product protein NDL1-like. The record is from RefSeq and is a predicted model, not a curated record. NCBI's taxonomy places the organism in Eukaryota, Viridiplantae, Streptophyta, Magnoliopsida, Asterales, Asteraceae. The transcript has 11 exons. Bases 141 to 1187 code for a protein of 348 amino acids.